Molecule: messenger RNA, 5298 nt
Organism: Leishmania major strain Friedlin
Lineage: Eukaryota; Euglenozoa; Kinetoplastea; Trypanosomatida; Trypanosomatidae
Exons: 1
Coding region: 1-5298 (1765 amino acids)
Biological process (GO): regulation of transcription by RNA polymerase II; chromatin remodeling
Cellular component (GO): NuA4 histone acetyltransferase complex
Molecular function (GO): histone binding
Source: RefSeq, a predicted model, not a curated record
AUGUACCAUCCUCUCCCGCAUGGGGGUGGGGGCAGCUCGAAGAGUGUUGAGCUGCACGUGGACGGCCGCGUCUCGCAGGUUUCCCUGCAGGCGGCGGCACAAGCCACCGUGGCGGACCUUCUCUCGACUGCCGUCGCAGCCUCAUCGUCCACCAUCCCAGCAAACACGCUUUCAUCGCGGGAGUUGGCGAGGGGGUUUGCCUGCACCGAUACGGCGGGCAACAGGGUCAACCUGAGCGCUCUGGCGGUCUCCGUUCCACCACAGCUGGUGGUGACGCACAUCGGGACUGCCGGCCGCGGUGGUGACGGUAGCGCGAGCGUUGUAUCAACCGGCGCGGGCCGUAGCGGCGGCUCUGGCCGCUCGGUGUUGUCAGCGUCGGCCCCUGGCCGUGGGCGCGGCCGUGGUAGGGGGCGCGGGCGUGGGCGAGGCAGCGGGCGGGGACGUGGCGGCGCCGCCGCUGCUGCCAAGGCUCAGAUCGCGGCCGGUGACGAGGAGGACGGCGUAGAUGGUGUUGACGCCGAGGACGGAGAUGACGGCGAAGAGGCGGAGCCCGGCGGUGCUUUCAGAGGCAUCGCGAGCGACGGCGCCACAGCAGAGGACGACGAGAGUGGCAGUGAUGAGUCCGACGGUACGUCGGAGAGCUACAGCUCCGACGACGAGGACAGCUCCGAGGACGAGGACAGCGACAACGCCGACUCUUCGCUGACCACAACGAACACAAGCACCACCACGACGCGCUCACGGGGCGACCACGGCGGAGCGACCACGAGUGCCGGUCGUGGGCGUGGACGUGGUCGCAGCGGCAGUGGGCGAGUCGCGAGUCGGACGUCAGCCACGUCUUCGCGCGGCUCCUCGGCGCCCCCCACGCCGACAGCGGCGAGUGCCACGGCUGCGCGGCGCACUCGCAGGCGCAGUGCCUCGGGAUCGCCGCUGCUCCUCACCCCUGACGGGCUACCUAUCAAGCGCAAGCGCGGGCGACCACCAAAGAGUCAGCAGCUGGCGUUUGCGACCGCCGCUGCAGCUGCUGCUGACGCCGCGGCCGCGUCGAGCGGCACCAUGAGCACUGCCGCUGGUGAGAAGCUGCCGCGACGGACGCGGCGGGGCGUCAAGGAGGCGCCAGCUGAGGCUUCAACGAGGGAGGUGAAGCCACGCCGGGGUGGGCGACGCCGUCGCGCCGACGCGGAGUCGGAGGAGGUGAAGGGGCAACAACGCGCAAGUGCCAGUUGCAAACUCAAGGGUCGCAGCUCUGCCGUCACCGUCGCGUCAGUUGACGACAUUACCGGCACUCUUAGCGGCAGCUGCCGACGAGGUGGAUGGCGGAGGGGUGUCGAUGACGCGGCCACUAAGCGCAGUCGGUCGCCGUCACCGCCCUUACAGCCGUCUGGAAGCAGCAGCGCCACCACCACCACGGCGGCGGCCCCGCUAUUUACUGCGUCCGCUGUGAUCGUGACCGCUGUCGAUGGCACGGGGGGCGGAUGCGCCACUCCGCUUGCCCCAGGCGCCCUCACCGCAUCGGCGAGCGGUGCAGCCACGGAUGCGGCCGGUGCGACGUCUGCUCCUGGCGCUCGCACGAUCGCCCCCCUCGAGCAGCAGCAGGAGCAGCUGCUACGUCAGCAGCGCCGCCGUGUGCGCCUUACGUACAACGCUUUCUACCCAUCAUCCACUUUACACGCUGCGGUGCCAGCCACCAUGGGCACCCACAGGGGUGGCGGAGCGGGCGAGGGCACCGCGGGGGCACGCGCGCAUCAGGCACACAGCGCCGCCGCUGCAGCACCGCUGGAGGAUCCUUCGGCGAGGCUGAUGAGGCCGCGCUACGUGUGGAACGGCGGAGACCGCCCCCGGCAGCACAGCUUGUCCUCCGCGGCGUCAUCGUCACCUGUCGACGACGUGCAACUUGGUGGUCGUGGCGUGCCGACGAUUUUCAACGAGGCGUGGACCACCCUGUGUUCUUGUCUCAGCAGCGCUACAGAGCGCCGAGGCGCUUCAUCCGCUGCGAGCGCGUCCCCCACGAUGGUGGACCCCUCACACACGGCGAGUGCAAGCCAGCUUUACGUGCAGGCGCAGCGGAUCGUCUCCUUGUGGCGCGCCGAGCAGCACCGCACGCCGUCAAUGUUGCUUAGCCACCCCUACAGCCCGCUGUUGAUGCCUGGACUGCGCGUGUAUCAGCACCCGCUGCCGCUGCUGGCGGCGACACCCGCACCUCUCGCAGCGCCGGCGGACGCCAACACGGCGACGCUCAGCACUGAUCGGCUCAGUGCCGUAAAGGUGGAAGUGGAUGACGAGGAAAGCAACGCGGUGUCGCGUCAUCGCCGCCAUCAUCGAUGUGGCGCUGCGCCACACACAGCAUCGGUGGCGGCCGCUGGGCCCGGUGCGGAGUGCGGCAGCAGCCGUGUGCACUGCUAUCCGAACCAGACGCUGGUUGUUCCCGUGGUCGUCGGCGGCUGCGUGCAGCUCGUCAACCCGGAGAGCAAGGACAAGAGCCACCAGUGGACGGUGUACGUGCGCGGCUUGUGGAACGGCCAUCCGGAGGAGGUCGCUGGUGCGAAUGUGCGGCCGCCCUCGUCGUCGCACGUGCAGCAGCUCAGGGCAUUCCCCUCGUCGCCGUCCUCGACACCACCUGCUCGGUCGAACAACUCGCGCGUCAGCCUCGGCGAUAGCAGCGCGGCUGCUGACCGUGGUGGUGGCGGGGGCGCUGCUGCGACUGCUGCCGCCCUUGGCGCGAUGGGCGAUUCUCAGACCUCCGUCUUCAGCGCCUCGACCGCAUCGCCGGACGACUACCUGUCGGACUUCAUCGAUAGGGUGGUGUUCGUACUGGACGAGAGCUUCGUGCCGUGUGUGCGCACCGUCUCCUCGGCUCCGUUUGAGCUGACGGAGGUGGGGUGGGGCGAGUUCAUUGUGUCCAUGCACGUGUACCUGAAGGUGCCGGUGCACACCAGCGCCUCCCGGCGGGCACAGGGGCAGCUCCUCGAGUACUACUGCGGGUUCAACGGCCGCACUGCAAUGCAGACGUGCGACGGUCGUGGCACGAAGCCGCACGACCCCGUCUCGACGUACGUCACUGGCGGCGUGCGUGGCCCGAGCCACUUGUGGAAUGCACUGACGACGCCACCGCCGAGCACGUCGGGCACUGUACCGCCCACUCCGGCGCUGUCGCUGCACGAGCUGCGCCACGAGUGUCACUACGACAGCUUGCUCGACAUCAACUCGAACAGCGGGGCGCGCGCGACCUACUACCGUGGCCCAUACCUGCCGGUGCACUUGGUGACAUGCGACGCGACGUCUUCCUCAGCCUCCUCGCAGUCGUCAUUGUCAUCGAGUGACAGCGACGCGGAUGGUGGCGGUGGUAGCGACGGCGCACGCGGCCGCAGCGGCAGCGAGGUGUCUAUCUGUGGUGGCAGUCCCACGGACAGCGCCCACGCACUCUCGUACCCGACCAAGUCCGACAUGAGCGGUGACGGGUCGUUUUCCUCUUCCUGCAGCGGAAGCGUCACUCCCAGUCCGGCGCCAGCGCCUCAGCAUCACGCGAAUCUGUCCUCGCAGCAGCACGAGGCGAGGAUGGGUGGGUCGAACACGGCACACAUCAGCAGCAAUAGCAUCGCUGAUGGGCUGCCGCUCGCCGGCAUCGCCGCCGGCGUGAUGGACGCGUCUUCGCCGCACGCGCGACCGCCACCGCUGCCGGUGCCGCCUGUCGGUCGCGGCACCGGCCGGCGUCCCCGCCGUUUUGGGGCUUCGCGAGCGCGCAGUGGCACGCCCCGCAGCCCUGCCAACUCAGGCGCUCCCGGCGCUGCCGGUGGCGGCGGCGUGCACCGCACCUUCACAGAGGUGCACGUCGGCCACGGCAGCAACGUGGUGGUGCUGCAGCACUUGCUGCGAUUUAGCCACCGUCCUCGCUACGCAGCCGCUGUUCCGCCAGCUCGAGACCCGCGCACGCAGGGAGUGCACCCGGAGCUGCUGGGCUACACGAUGGUGGCCGAGCCCGUCGUGACGGAGCAGUACGACGAACUCGUCAUCCCGCUGGAGCCUUUUGCUGCCGUGGCAGGGCGGAUGCGCAGGCAGGCCAGCCGCCGGCGGCAGACGACGCAGCGAAAGGGUGGCAACACAUCGCCGAAGAAGCCUGACGCCGCGGGUGUCGAGGCGAAGCUGCACCACCUGAUGGCAGCAUUGGGCAGUCUCGAGAGCCACCUGCGCGCCACGUUGCGGCGCCAGCUCUCCUUGAUGGGCGAUGACUCGCCAUCCCAGUCGUGCCACGCGCUGCCACCCCUUUCCAACAGCGAGGCACAGGCGCUCGGCCACCCGGGCGGCAUCUCUUGCUGGCCGCACGUCCUCGACUACGGCAACGGCAUCGAGCGUGACACAUCCUACACCGCUGCCUACCUCGCGAGCAUCGCGACGAGCGCAGAGACGGAGGGCUGGUUGUCGCAAGCACUCGCGGCACGGCGGGUGGCGCUGUUUGGCUGGCCGGCGGCGUCUUGUGCCUGGGUCAACACCGUCGGCGACGCUGAAGAGCCUCAGCCGCAGCGUCACGGCGAGGCAGCGGGAAGGUGUAAGACGGAGGGUGAGGGCUGCGAUGGAGUGGCGAAGCGACUGCCCGGCCGAGUGGCCAUUCCAUCCACCAUCCCGAAUCCGACCACCACCGGGACGUGGCUGACCGCGCUGGAGUACGACAUGGCGAGUGCACUCUUGCGCCUCGCCGCCAGUACCUCCGUGGUGACGGCACACGACAUCUUCUUCCACGUUGUUCUGCCGCGCGCCGACGACAUUGGUGCAGCCGUCUGGUGCAACCUCCACGAAGGAACCCACGCAGCACUGACACGGGCGAGCGCGGUCGGAGACUUCUCUUCGGAUUCCACUGGCGCCACCGCGCUCAGGGCUGAGCCGGCGCUUGGGUGUACCACAGAACUGCAGCAGGAGGCCAAGAAAGGUGCAGACGUUCGAAUGGGGCAGGCGCACGUCGACGAGGCGCGUGGUGGUGACGAGUUGCCGUCUGCGCCCUCAGCGACGGCACUUUCUCGCGGAUAUCCCCUCUGCUCCCUGCGCCCUAGUGACACCGGCAUUGCCGCGCUGCGGAACGUGCUCUGCUCCAACAAAGGCAGCGGCUCCGUCAGCGCCGCUCACCACCCAAGCCAGGAAGCGUUCAUGGCGUCGCUGCUCCGCGACGGCCAAAGUCGCGGUAGCUUCGGCCACGACAGCGAUGUGGCGCAGCUGCUGACAUGGAAGGCGGCGCUGGAGGACGUCAUCGACACCAUGCGCGUCGAAGCGGCGCGCCGGCAGGCCACCGCAGUCAUGGAGGAACUGUAA